ACUCUAUUCCAUUUCACAUUUUCCAUUGUCAGUAUGGCAAGCGAACUUACCCCAGAGGGUCAAGUCAUCCCUCCGUUCAAUAUCACUGCACCUGCUCCUGUAAUCAGCCUCAAGGGAUUCAAAUGGGAUACCGUGGACGAAGUCGUUCAGGGCUUCGAGAAGAAGCCAUCUGACGAGCUCGAGGGACCUGGUGCAGUCGAACAAACUCCGCUUUUCGCUGCCUCACUCGAUGCAAAAGUCACAGCACAGGAGCAGCCGCUCCAAGUAGGCGAGUUGCCCGCACCAAGGUUGCCGUUGUCGCCAGAAUCACUGGGGGCCCAGUUGCCAGGACAGCUAGGACUGGUUCCAGGACUACCUGCACCUCCAGCUCCUCUCUUUCCACUCGCCCAAUUCCAGGGUGCGUAUGCUGGUAAUGGAUUCAACCUCAUCUUCCGCCCUCGCCCGAGCGAUGACGCGACGCCGUUCGAGCAGACACCAGUUGGCCCGAAUGACAAUAUUCUUGAACUCAACCUCACUACGGAGCAAUUGACUUUCGGCGAGACUAUUGGUGACAUCCCCAAUCGCGGGUUGAACAUCAACAAUCAGUCCGAUAUUACCCUUGGAGGUUUCCCGUACCUUCAGACCAUCCAAGACGUCACUAACAGGGAGACUGGAAAGGGUGAUAGAACCAACCCUACCGGUAUUCACUUCGAGCCUGGCAUGUGGCUCAACAUCCCAGAGACAACCAGCCCCAAAAACGGACCAAGUGUAUGCCGUAUGGCCUCCAUUCCACAUGGCACGACCAUCAAUGCGCAAGCCUUAUCUCCCCAACAACAGGCUACCACUCUUGGUGGCACUCCAGGAGGCCCAACCUUCGAGGUCCUCGACACUACACCUUUCCCAAUCGGAACCACCACACCCCUCAACCCGAAUCCUUUCUCCCUCGCCAUGGACGCAAGCAGCACAAACAGUCCAAGAAUCCCACAGACCCUCACAAAGUUCAUAGAAGCAGGAACAAUCAACACCGACAUCAUUAAGAAUCCCAACCUGGUCCUCCAGAACGCCAUCAACGGUCUGAACAUCAAAGAAAACAUCACGUUCGAAGUUUCCACCGGCGGUCCCACUGAGACCAUCAACGGCGGUGGAACCGCCAACAUCAGUUUCCUUGCAGGCACGCAGGAACUCGGCGCCACCUCCGCCCCCGAUAAACCAAACGCCCACGCGCCAUUCAUGCGAUCCAGAUUCUGGAUCGAGACGGUCGCAUACGACGUCAUUGUUCCGAGAUUCACCAAACCUUGCACCGUUUUGCUGAGGCCGACUAUGCCUAGGGACGCGACGGCCCCUACACCCGUUUUCGCUGUUACGGCGCCGGCGAAGCUGCCUUCGGAGGCGAAGACGAUCUUGAUCCAGGGCAUUCAGAUUCAGUACUCGCAGACUGUGUUUUUGAACUUUGCGGGUCUUACUUGGCCGCAUGUUAGUGUUGCUACUCUUGUUCCGAAGAAUCCUCAGCCCUUCACUAUGACUUCUUGAGUGGGGGUAGUUAUCUGGUGAAAUUGAUUAUGGUGGGCAGAGAUACAUGAUCACAAUCGAGUAUGAAUAGCUACGUAGUGUUCUGCUUAUUAAUGAAUCUCAUUGUUCUAUGAUCUUUGUCUCAUAUGCUUGAAGUACCCCGGAAUCAAACACACCGGCACAACAUGAUUAGUAUGUGCUAUAGGGUUCACGGAUCUUACCAUGACAACCGCAAAUUUAAGCAUACCUCUGUCGUAUAAAUAAGUACAACAGCACGCACGACACCUGUAUGGUACCCCAGCCUGCAGGUUCGGAAGAAAGCGAUGUUCUAAAGAUAAAAAGAAGAAACCCAC
Messenger RNA from Periconia digitata, 1841 nucleotides. The record is from the annotation of a GenBank genome assembly. Lineage: Eukaryota; Fungi; Ascomycota; Dothideomycetes; Pleosporales; Periconiaceae.